Molecule: messenger RNA, 1580 nt
Organism: Melozone crissalis (California towhee)
Lineage: Eukaryota; Metazoa; Chordata; Aves; Passeriformes; Passerellidae
Gene: DRD2
Product: dopamine receptor D2
Exons: 8
Coding region: 241-1572 (443 amino acids)
Biological process (GO): adenylate cyclase-inhibiting dopamine receptor signaling pathway; adenylate cyclase-activating adrenergic receptor signaling pathway
Cellular component (GO): presynaptic membrane; glutamatergic synapse
Molecular function (GO): G protein-coupled receptor activity; dopamine neurotransmitter receptor activity, coupled via Gi/Go
Source: RefSeq, a predicted model, not a curated record
UCAGGCAGGUGAUUGCCUUUCUUUCUGCUCCUCUGCUUUUUUUUGCGUGAAUGCUGGACAGCGAGAAGUCUGCCUGAAAGCCUGGGAGAGCUUGGGAAAAGCCACGGUGGAGAGUUGUGGUGGUUUGGAUUUAUUUGGCACAAAGUACUCGCACCUCUGCUCGAGGGAUUCGUAUGGCUUGAAGGGCCUGUGCAACACCUGUGUGGCAGGGUGGAGCUGGCGGCUGGCACUGGGGCCCCCAUGGAUCCCCUCAACCUCUCGUGGUACGACGGGGACAGGAACUGGAGCAGGGCCCUGAACGCCUCGGAGGCGGCGCACAGGCCGCACUACAACUACUACGCCGUGCUGCUGGCCCUCCUCAUCUUCAUCAUCGUCUUUGGCAACGUCCUGGUGUGCAUGGCAGUGUCCAGGGAGAGGGCCCUGCAGACCACCACCAACUACCUGAUCGUCAGCCUGGCCGUGGCUGACCUGCUGGUGGCCACGCUCUGCAUGCCCUGGGUGGUCUACAUGGAGGUGGUUGGGGAGUGGCGGUUCAGCCGCAUCCACUGCGAUAUCUUUGUCACCCUGGAUGUCAUGAUGUGCACUGCCAGCAUCCUCAACCUCUGUGCCAUCAGCAUUGACAGGUACACGGCCGUGGCCAUGCCCAUGCUCUACAACACCCGCUACAGCUCCAAGCGCAGGGUCACCGUCAUGAUCGCCGUGGUCUGGGUGCUCUCCUUUGCCAUCUCCUGCCCGCUCCUCUUCGGCCUCAACAACACAGAUGAGAAGGAGUGCAUCAUUGGCAACCCUGCCUUCGUGGUGUACUCCUCCAUCGUGUCCUUCUACGUGCCCUUCAUGGUGACGCUGCUGGUGUACGUGCAGAUCUACAUCGUGCUGCGGCGGCGCAGGAAGCGCGUCAGCACCAAGCGCAGCAGCCACGUGCUGGACUCGGACACGCAGGCCCCCCUGAAGGACAAAUGCACUCAUCCAGAAGACGUCAAGCUCUGCACAGUUAUUGUGAAGUCCAAUGGGAGCUUCCAAGUUAAUAAGCGCAAAGUGGAGGCAGAGAGUCACAUAGAAGAGAUGGAAAUGGAGAUGGUGUCCAGUACCAGUCCCCCUGAGAAAACGGCCCUCAAACCCACAGCACCAAGUAACCACCAGUUGAUUGUGCCAGUUGCUUCUAAUCGGGGCAACAACUCUACCCUGCAGGCACCCCUGAGCAGCCCUGGGAAGGUGGAGAAGAAUGGCCAUGCCAAAGAAUCCCACCACACAGCCAAGGUCUUCGAGAUCCACUCCCUGCCCAACGGCAAGACGAGGAACUUGCUCAAGGCCGUCAUCAGGAGGAAAAUGUCCCAGCAGAAGGAGAAGAAAGCCACGCAGAUGCUGGCCAUCGUGCUCGGUGUUUUCAUCAUCUGCUGGCUCCCCUUCUUCAUCACUCACAUCCUGAACAUGCACUGCGACUGCAACAUCCCGCCGGCCAUGUACAGCGCCUUCACGUGGCUCGGCUACGUCAACAGCGCUGUCAACCCCAUUAUCUACACCACCUUCAACAUCGAGUUUCGCAAGGCUUUCAUGAAGAUCCUCCACUGCUAAAGCCACAA